AUGACAACGGUCGGAUACGGUGAUCUAACACCAACAACUGUCCUUGGAAAAUUGGUGGCAACAGGUGCGAUCUCAUGUGGUGUUUUAGUUCUUGCCUUACCGAUAACCAUUAUUGUUGAUAAUUUUAUGAAAGUGAAUGAAGAGGAAGAAGAAGAAGGUUCACAUCGAUUAAGACGAAUUGGACCAAGAAACAGUUUUACCAUAGAAGUACCAUUGGAAAGAUUCGUGCAACAACAGCAAAUGAAAUUAAAAGGAUUGAUACGAAAAGAAAGUAAUAGAUAUUUGGGAAGUAAUAAACAACAAACAUUUGUUCGUAAUAAUAAUAAUAAUAUUAAUGAUGAUAGUAAUGAUAAUGAUAAUGAUAAUAGUAAUAAUGAUUGCAUGAAUCAUCAGCUACUUGUAAUGAAUCAAUAA
Loa loa (African eye worm) is the source of this 414-nucleotide messenger RNA. RefSeq lists its product as hypothetical. Gene Ontology annotation, molecular function: delayed rectifier potassium channel activity. The record is from RefSeq and is a predicted model, not a curated record. Bases 1 to 414 code for a protein of 137 amino acids. NCBI's taxonomy places the organism in Eukaryota, Metazoa, Nematoda, Chromadorea, Rhabditida, Onchocercidae. Gene Ontology annotation, biological process: potassium ion transmembrane transport. Gene Ontology annotation, cellular component: voltage-gated potassium channel complex; membrane. The transcript has 5 exons.